Hydractinia symbiolongicarpus is the source of this 6418-nucleotide messenger RNA. RefSeq names its product thrombospondin type-1 domain-containing protein 7A-like. NCBI's taxonomy places the organism in Eukaryota, Metazoa, Cnidaria, Hydrozoa, Anthoathecata, Hydractiniidae. Gene Ontology annotation, cellular component: plasma membrane. The record is from RefSeq and is a predicted model, not a curated record. Bases 139 to 4650 code for a protein of 1503 amino acids. Gene Ontology annotation, biological process: actin cytoskeleton organization. The transcript has 10 exons.
AAGACAAACUAAAGUGCCAAUCAAGUGGUUAUGUUCACACGUAUGACAUUGUAAAUUUAUUUAACGCGGAUAUACACAUGUGUAAACAGGCUUAAAGAAAAACAAACAAACAAGCAAACAAACAAAAACGUAAACAGAAUGAUAUUAUUUGUAUAUUUUAUAUUAUUAACAUACAUUAACACAGGUAGCAGCUUUGUUUAUUGGAACGCGGGAAAAUGGAGUGAAUGUGAAUUAAAAGACACAUGUUUUAAUCCUGGCGUGAAAACAAGACGUGUCGAUUGUCGUAACGCGCUACGCAGAAUUAUUCCAUAUAAGUUAUGCGACAGUGAUGUACGUCGAAAACCGAAACAACGCCAAGAAUGUGUUCCCAGACAAUGUUACGAUAAGUUAAGGAAAUCGUUACGACUCGAUAUUACGAAUUGGAGUAAUUGUACAGUUGUUUCGCUUGAUAAAUGGAAAAUAUUACGUGGAUUAAACGAAACGAUGAAAGAUACGAAAUGUAGCCGUAACUCGAAUCCAGUUGCUUUCGCAAAGACUCGCAAUGUUACGUGUUACGUGCAGUAUGAAAACAAUACACUUUUGAAAUUAGAUUCUCAGGUAUGCACAGAUGUUUACAAAAUCACUGCUAGAGAAUGGAAGCUAUGUUUUUAUGGCUGUUUUAACAAUUGCUCCUUAUCAAGAUGGUCCAACUGGAAGACAUGUAAACACUGCCGUAUGUCAAACGUGAAGUACAAAACUCGCCAAUACACUUCUUUACCAGGCCUUUUUGAAUACAAAAAUGCUUGUCCUAACAUAAUCAAAUUAAAAACUAAAAAAAUAAAAGUACGUAAACAACAAACUCAAUACCGAUUAUUCGAUUGGGAUAAAGGAAAAAUCAUAAUGGGUAAAAAGUCCCGAAAACGAUUUUUGACCUUUACUAUAAAAAGAAGAAUUAUUUCCUGUAUAAGUAACACGGGAAAAAUAUGCGAUGCAAAAAAUUCCGCUAUUCCUAUUAGUGAAAUUGUUGUGACGGAUAAACCUUGUGUACUUAGCAAUUGGUCGCCAUGGUCUCAAUGUACUAGCAAUUCAAGCUACAUGCAGGGUUCUAUGGGAACACAAUAUAGAAAAAGAUAUGUUGAUGUGCUACCCGUGGGAAAUGGUAAGAAAUGUGAUGAAAUGAUAAGUUUUAGAAAUUGCACAAAGAGGCAAGAUCCAAAAUACGACUGGUUUCUCGGUGAUUGGAGUUCUUGCGAAACGACUCAACAGGCUCGGCAUAAUUGUUCGUUAAGCUACAAAACACGGGAUGUAUAUUGUUUCCGCGAAGAUGACGUCACUAAAAAGCCAACGUUGGACUAUUUCUGUACACAAAGAGCGAAGCCGUCAACACAAAGAGAGUGUACCCUAGCUUGCCAACGAAAAUGUAGGUACGCUAAUUGGAGUCCAUGGUCAUGUGAUAACAAUACUACGACCAGGGAAAGAAACGAAGUCCACAAAUCGUCUCAAGCAGUGUGUCCACGGAUCAUACAAAGAAAAUCAAGAAAAAUGUUCACCUGGAAAAGAGAAAAUCCUUCAUCGUGUCGACUUACAAAUACAUCAGCGCAAUGCGGGGUUGGUAGAAAAAUAUUUGAAGUGAAAUGCACAACUUGUUCCAAUGAAGUGGUGAAAAAUAAUUUUUGCGAGAAAAGAGAGAAACCAGAGCGUUCUGAAAGCUGUCGAGUUUAUUGUCCCAACGAUUGCAUUGUAGAUGAAUGGUCCAGCUGGGGAUCAUGUAAGUUUAAUUACAGAAAAAGAGUAAGACAUGUACUUGCAAGGAAGUCUGGAGCUGGCAUGAGCUGUCCUUACUUAACAGAAACUGAGUCAUGUGAUAUGAAUGAAUAUUUCUGGUCACUCUCAAAAUGGAGUAGCUGCCAGAUCAGUUUAUCCAACAGUAGCGAAAGAUGUACACCUGGCCUACAAACAAGACUGCUACGUUGUGUGAAGAAUAAAGUAGGGAACUUUGUGGACGUGUCCCAUUGCGACAAAUUAGUCAAACCAAAUACAGAGAAAAAAUGUGAACUAUGUCCAACAGAUUGUAAAUUGUCUUUGUGGUCAGAUUGGUAUCCAUCUUGCAAAGCUGCACGUAGUUCACUACCCUCCCUUGAGCAACCUUUUACGCAGCGAAGACGUUACAUUGAAGUACACGGUAACAGCGCGGGAAAAGCUUGCUUGAAAAAUUUAGUUGAGAGAAAACAGUGCCCACCAUUUGCGGGGUAUCGUUGGAUAAUGAAAGAAUGGGAGAUUUGCACUCAUAGCACCAUUGCUAGUCAAAGUUUUAAUUCGCAGACAUCUCUAAAAAAUGGCGUACAGAAACGGCAGGUUUACUGUUCUGACGGAUUCCAUGCAGUGCAUGAUGGGAUUUGUCUUGGCCUUAACAAACCGAAACCCAGUGAAUAUAGUGAAUGCCAGAUAAACUGGAUGAGCACGUGUAACUUAAUGCCGUGGGGUGAUUGGUCACAGUGCACAGAGGAUUGUGGGACAGGGACCCAGGAAAGGAAACGAAUAUUUUCUUCUGAAGAUUGCAAAGAUAAAAAAUUCGAUCUUCUACAGACUCGAAAAUGUAACACCCAGCCAUGUCAGGAAUACUUUCACCAUUAUGGAGCCUGGAGCGAGUGUCAUCCAAUCAUAGAUGACAAAAAAUGUUUACAUUGGAAAUUUAUAAAUGGCGAGCAACUUCGUAACGUUACCUGUCGAUCUUCUAACGGAUCGGCUGUCGCGAAUGUUUACUGCGAGGAGUAUGACGGUGAAAAACUGAGAACAAGGAACAGCUGCGGCGUCCAAUGUGAGACUAAUUGCGUGCUGUCCACUUGGUCCAGUUUCUCACAAUGUUCGGCAUCUUGUGGAGCUGGAAUAUCUAUACGAUCAAGGCGUAUAUACGCCCAGCCUUCAAUUGGUGGAAGGGCGUGCCCAGCUGCUACACAUAACUUUGUAACGGAAACCAAACCGUGCAAACUAAGAGAAUGCUAUGGAAAUGUUUGGAAAGCAGAAGAAUGGGGCGAGUGUAUUAUGAAUAGACGAAAGCAAUGUGGAAGAGGAAAACGAAAUCGCACUGUAUCUUGUAUUGAUCCUGCAACGGGAGACACAUCAGGGAACUGCACUGACGCUCCACCAAUUACAGAAAAGGGUUGCAAGAUAUAUUGUGCUACAGACCAAUGUGUGGUUUCUGAUUGGUCAGAAUGGAGUAGAUGCGAGGUGAAGGACAAUCAACUUAUAUCACAGCGAACGCGCCAAAUUUUACGAGCAGGAAAGGAAAGAGCAUGUCGCAGAUUAAAGGAUCGAAAGAUCUGUGAGAAGUUUUCAUGGAAAGCUAACGCAUGGAGCAGUUGUCUUUUAAACUCAGACAAUGAAACUUGUGGUGCUGGAAUACGUGAAAGACUUGUUGAAUGUGUAAAUAAACAUGGAAAAGCCGUGGACCCAUUAAAAUGUUAUAAUAUUAAGUCAGUCGCACCCCGGAUGUAUGAGACGUGCGUUAUACUCUGCCCAGGGAAAUGCGAAGUGUCGUCUUGGAGUGAAUGGUCAGCGUGUGAUCAAAAAUGCGACACGGUCAAGUACAGUACUAGACGAAGAGUGGUUGUGAGUCAUCCCAAGAGUUGUGGCGAGACAGUUUUAACAGAAUCGUUGUUCUGUCCGAUCUACCCCUGCUACACAUUAGCUGUCAGUGACUGGCAUCAAUGCGAAGCUGUGCACAAGGACACGUGCGGUGUUGGUCAACAGAAGAGAAGUGCGGUGUGUAAAAGAAGUGAUGGAAAGGAAGUCAGUUUGCCAUACUGCAUGGAAUAUGUAACAGGAGCCACAAGGCUGACACGUAAUUGUCAAAUACCAUGUUGGAAUGAUUGCAUAACAACUGAUUGGUCCACGUGGUCAGAAUGUUUUGGAAUAUGUGAUUAUACAAAGAAGCUUUUAAUAACCCAUGGGUUUACAGUUAGAUGUCGUUCAAUUCUACAAAAUUCUACGGCAAAUGGCAUUCCAUGCCCAAACACGUUGCACGAAGAAAAAAAAUGUUUCUCCCCAAAAUGUUAUACUCAAAAAAGAAGGAAUCAUCAAUGCGUCCGUUCAGACGGCACGUUUCUUUCGUAUGGUUGCAAAGUUGAUCACUCGCAAAAGAAAUAUCCCUGCAAGUGCCCUGUUCAGAAUUCCAGGUGUAUAAAUAAACGAUUUUGUCGCUGUCACCAUGGUUACGUGGGUGUGACCAACAAAAGUAAAUUUUUAACGAAGUGUGUACCUUUCACUGCGAAGGAGAACAUUUCAGCUGAUGAAGGAGAGAUGAACAUAAAAGUUAUCAUCUGGGUGGUAGUUGGAAGCUUCGUGGUAUAUUGCGUGUUAGUCUCAGGGAUAAUUGUUCUAUACAAAAGGCACAGUAAAAAAAAUUCCAUGAAAAAUACAUUCUGCACAAACAAUAACAAUUCUUACUAUGAAGAUGUGAACAACUGCGUAGAAAAACAAACCUUGGUCACGUUUACUAAAAAACAAGGGAGACCACGUCAAUUAUUAGCGUCACUAACGGAAGACACCGACAAUUCUAGUAGUGGGAUAUCAUCAUUAACUAGCUCACAAACUUUGUUACAACUCGACGAGGAAGAACUUUUACGAUAUUCAGAACUGAAUGACGGUACGCAACUACAUACAAAGUUGUGACACCUUAUAUUAAAUAACAGAAUGACGGUGCGCGACUGAGUACCAAGUUGUGCCUUCUCAUAUCAACAGUGCCAUGAGAUUAAAUUCUGCGAUAUGUUACCACAUCAACCGCGUAAUUGUCGAAUGACGUCAGUGCUAGCAACUGGGGUUAGAAGGACAAAAAUUCCCCAAACACGAGGGAGAGCAUUCUCUCCUUCAUAUAGAUAUUUUAGUAUUAUUUAAAGUUUAGAAUUAUGUAAAUUAUUUUUUGCGUCAUAUUUGUAAAAAGAAUAAAUAUGUAACUAAACAGGUGGUGAUUUUUCAGUGUUGACAAGGGAUCGUCUGCUUUAUGUUCUGUUGGAAAACUAAGACAUAGUGACGCAAUAAUAUUAAUUCUGGCUGAUUUAUGUCAUCAGAUUGAUUACUAAUUGUUUAUUUGGCUCGUACAAAAAUUAAAUUCUUUGGCGGAAUAUUCUCUGUUUGGCGCAAUACAGCAUUACUGAUAGGCAAGCAAAAUUUUUUUCAUUCUUUUUCGAUUUUAAUGUUUUUUUUUCACCAUUCUCAGUUUCGAGGACAAAAGUUUUGGAAACACUUUGGUAAGAUUUGAACCAAAAGUGGACAAGCUUUUUCUACAAUCUCAUUUAAAUGAAUUAAAAGGCUCAGGGAGAUGUUUUUUUAGAAGACAUUUAAUCAACUUUUAGCAUCUUUUUAGAUUCUUAAUAUAAAAAACCUAGAAUGAGAAGUAUGCUGGAGACAAGGUUGGUUUUUCUGAAGUUCGCUUCAGAUGAUGUCCGUAGUUGAUGCGGAAGCUUUGCAGAGAUAUUCAACAGCAUUAUUUUUAUAACACCUCUUGUAUGGCUUUCUUACAUCACAACAUUGUGUCUUCAUAAGAACAUAACCGGCAACCUCAUCCCCAGGGCUCUUCUAUGUCUACAAUAUUCUGGGGAGACGGCUCCGUUAUAGUGUAACUGGGACACUGUUCAACUGUUCUUAAUAUUUUUUUAUGUUUUUGUAAAGCAAGAAUCACAAUGGUAUUACCACCUAUGGUGGUCAGAUGCAAAAAAUAUCACAACGCGUGACUCUCUAAUUACAGCAUGCGAUCCUAAAAUUUGCAGAUGUUGUAAAACGUAGGUUUAAUGUAAUUAAAUUAGAAGAACCGCCAGCUUAUCGCGCAUGCGUUCUGAUAAGAUGAACUUUUAAAGCUUUCUUGUCUGUGAUCCUAAAAAUAAAGUACUAAGGGGUAUGGAGGUGAACUUGUUCUUCUAAGGGUACCGUUACACGUAAUAUUUCGCCCUGCGUGGAAACUCACCCCGCUUUUGCCCGGGGAUUAAAUUUCAACUCACUGUUACUUAAAAAUUGAACAACCCAAGAAAAAAACAAAGAAAAUGAUGAAUAAAUAAAUAAAAAAGAAAAUAAUAUCAAUAGUCUUUUUUUCGCCCUAGGGUGAAUAUGUGUACUCUCGCCUACAUGUAACCAAGUUUUUUUCCUCCUGUGGUAAAAAUUUCUCCUGGGUAACGACAGUGUACAACACUUUCUCCUAAAAACAAACAAGGCUGAGUAAUCAGUAUAAGUUUCCACAUUGUGCGCAUUUUUAAUGUACAAACUAAAAUAUUCUCAGCUCAGUUCUUCAAAAUAAAAAGUAAUUCCUAUGAACAGCGAGACCAUCGGCUGCAUCAGUCUUACUAUAACCUUGUAAAUCAUUAGAAGCCAUCAACUGAAUCAACAAAAUAAAAAAGCGUUUUUGCUAUAAAAAAUCCUUGAGUCAACAGUAAUCGUUUUCCAAUCAAAA